Penaeus vannamei (Pacific white shrimp) is the source of this 3311-nucleotide messenger RNA. RefSeq lists its product as uncharacterized. Gene Ontology annotation, biological process: DNA repair. Gene Ontology annotation, molecular function: catalytic activity. Lineage: Eukaryota; Metazoa; Arthropoda; Malacostraca; Decapoda; Penaeidae. The record is from RefSeq and is a predicted model, not a curated record.
CUCCCUUGCGUUCGACAGAUGGCAGGAAUGUCGCAUCAUUUCUUAUGCCUUCUCUCUCCAUCGUUCAUUCCAGUCUUCCUCUACAUUGUCUCUGUUCUCAAGCGCGGUGCACAGUUGGUCUUCAGGAAAGUGCCCAGAAUGCCUACAACUACUGAAUUUCUCAACAGUAGUACUCCUGAGGAAUUUAAAGCAUUACUGACAGUCUACCAUGAUGCUCUCCAAAUUAAGGCAAUGCUUAAGAAUAAGAAACAAGGAGAAAGUUUGGAAUCAUUAGACAAAUGGUACCAGGAAGAGCUUGGGGAAGCAGUGGCGUCACGUAGUCCCCCCCACAUGAUCCGUAAGGAGCUGGUCCGCCUCAUGGAUUGGAAGCUCUCCAGGGGGAAGUUCAGACCUCGCCUGAUCCAGCUCUCAGAAUCCAAUGAGGAAUCUCUCGUCAAGAGUGCAACAGAAAAGGGUAUCAAGCUUGCACAAGCUGGCAAGAUUGAGGAAGCAAUUGAAGCUCUUGUUGUUCUGAAAGGUGUGGGGCCUGCUACAGCUUCAGCCGUGCUUGCAGUAUGUGUACCGGAGAAGUGCUGCUUUUUUGCUGAUGAAGUUGCCCAUGCCAUACCUGCCCUCAGCAAACUCAAGUACACUAACAGUGAAUACAUAUUACUAAACACAGAACUUACAAACUGUGCUGCACGCCUCAAUAAUGAGAGUGGGAACGGAUGCGAGAAGGAAAACAAUGAAGACCAGUGGACUCCUCAUAGGGUGGAACUAGCAGUCUGGACACACAGCCUCCUCACUCACAACAAACCCAAGUUAUUGGAUAGUGUAAGCAACAAAAGAAGUGGAGACGAGAGUGAAGCCCCAAAGAAGAAGAGAAAGAGGAACAAAAAGUAGAAAUAAACGCAAAAGGUGAAAUAAUUGAUUUUUGUCAUUUUAUUUUUGUCUCUUUCAAAUGAUCUAGCUUUUUGUAUGGUCCAGUGAAACAAAGUUUUGAGGCAUCUGUAAAUUGACUGACCAAAAUUUGAGACGCCAACCUUAAGAUUUUAAUGAUUUUUUAUUGAUAUUGAAGCAAAUUCCAUAAAGAUAUGAGAGAUGAAUGUUGCCUUGUGUUGCUUAACAAGAAAUCAUGUUACCUUGUGUCAGAAACCUCAAUCUUUUCCCUUUGGAAAAUAAGAAUGUAAAAAAAAAAAAAAAAAAAAUAUUCAUGUUAAAAGAGAAUUGAGUCAAUAAAGCCCUUUUCUCUUUCCACAGAAUAAUAGAAACCGAAAAGCUUUCUGCUCCAUAUGUUACAACAUAACAAUCUUCCUUUAAGUUUGUUUAAUUUCUGAAUAUUUAUUAAUGGUUUAUGCUGUGUGUUGUGCACCAAAAAAAAAUCAUAUUAAAACAAUGCAAAUGACAGAUGUUACUUUUUAGAUUAAAAGAUGAUGGUAUUUGGUCUGGUUUCAAAGGUAGGUGAGUGGGUGGUUGGUUGGUUGGUUGUACACUCUCACACUCAUACACACUCACACUUAUACACUCACAAAUUCAUUGACUCACAUAUUCACUCACCUAUAGUCACUCACUCAGAAUAUACACUUACUCAAGGACACCCACACUUAAAGCCACACACACUCAAAGAAACUUGCACGCAUUCCAGGACACAAACACACAUACUCACUCGAAGACAUCCAUUCACUCACUCACUCACUCAAAGAGACAUAACACUCCCUCAAACAGACGCCCAGGCACACACACUGUUGAGAUACAUGUGCUUAAAAAAGUGCAGCUCUGUUCAGCAGCAUACCUAAAAAUAAAGAAGAGAAAAAAAGGGAAUACCUUUUGGUUCUUUCCAAGCAAUCAGAUGAGAUGGAACAAAAAAGUGAAACCUUUUUAUGAUAUUCAUAUCUGUGGUUUUCCGUAAAGAGCAGCUGUGUGAAAGUACAUCAGCACAGAAAUCCUAACACUUAACAAAACUGAUUGUGGUGGAAUGAUAUUGGUUUAUGUUUUUUAGAAUAUCUAAAUGUUACCAUCAGUGGGCCUUUUGGAAGCUGCAAUGCUCCCAGUGCACCAAAAGUACAAAAAAAUGAUAAUGAUGAUAAUAAUAAAAAGAUUAAGAGCACAAAGUGUCUUGAAUGUCUUACAGGUAACUAGUUUGAGGAAUCAUUCUAGUGUGAUAAUUUAAUUGAGGCCACAUUUAUAUUUAAGAGCUGAUGUAAGUUAUUUCCAUGGUGAAAUACUUAAAAUUAUAAAGUACAAUACAGUACAAUCAGAUUGUUAAUAGAUUAUUCAGUACCAGAUGAACUAAAAGGAGAAAUAUGUUUGUAUUCAUUCUUUUGAAACAAUUACAUUAUCAAGUCUGUAGCUUAGUAUAGUGUCGUUUAUCAUAGAACAGCUAUUAUGUAUGCUACAGUACACUACAAUAUUCCAUUUACUUUAUGUUUUGAAUCUCUAUUGAACAAAGUAACUUUCCUAUCUUUACUUCUAUUGUUGAGUCAACCCCACGAAAAGAGUGGGAAAAUGUAAAAGAAGGUAAAUUUUUGAUUGCUCAUUUUCCACUUAUGUAAUUAAAUGUCACAUAACCUUCAGUUAUUAUACUAUUAAAUGUUUACACAAUCCUAUUGUAAGGCUAGACAGAUUGUUGUGACAGUACUCAAGGAAUCUCCUAGUCACUAUUUGCAUUUGAAUACUAUACAUGUUUUGUAUAGGUCUUCAAACAUAAGCCAUCCUUCAGAGAAAAUAAUGUUAAUACAGCAUAGUCUUUAAACUUCAGAGAUAUGUGUUGAUCAGUUUGCAUCAACUUCUAUAUUUUGAACUGUAUGUCAGUGCAGAUGCUUCCUUCUCCAAUACAGUGACUGAUAGAUGACCUUUUAGGUUUUACUAUAUUUUUUCUCAGGUUUUAAGUAUGGUAGACUAUAUUGAAAUUUAGAGUCCACAGUUGUAUCUUAUUGUAAUGGAAGACACAUGAAACCAUUGUUUACAUUAAAUCAAGUUGGUGUUUAUUAUUAUCUUGGUCACAUUCUUUUUUUGAUGGGAUUGAUUAUGAAAUAUUCUUUGUGUAUCUGUUUAUAUGUUUAAUAAGCCAAACUAUUUUCUUGCAUUGAAUUUUAAAAUAAACAUGAGUACAUUCCAAUUGUAUGUAUUUUUAAGUUUUCAGGGAUUUGUAUAAAACAUUUCCACUAUUGACCAUUACAUCUUUAAUUUUCAUGUUGGUGUGAGCUAUCUAAGUGGAGGGCUUAGAGUAUCAAAUUGUUCUUAUUUUCAUUUGAAAGAUGAUAAAAAAUAUAAUUUGUAAGUUGAAAAUCUGUGUACACUAAGUUUCAUUUGUUAUAAAUGUGCACAAGUGA